AUGACAGACGUCCUCUUUGACGUGCGCAACGCCCUCGUGGUGGGCAACUACCAUCAGGCCAUCGCUGAUGGCAGCACUGCGCGCGCUCUGUCGAGCAGGCCGGUUGAUGUGGCCGCCUUCAAUGCGGAGAAGAACGCGGUGAUCGCUCUGGGGCAGAUUGGUCUCGGCCAAGUCGACGCCGUUAUCAGUCAGCUUCGCUCGGAGAGAAACCCGCUGCUCGUGACGAUUCACACGUGGGCAGAGCUGAUUUGCGCUAUGCGCGACUACGGUGCCCUCUCCGAUCCGGUCACGAACGUCACGCAGCGUCUACAGAGCGAUGCGGAGACGGUGGCGGCGGAUGCUGUCUACAAGGCCGUAUUCGCUGCCACAGCCCUGUUCUACCAGCAAGACGUCAUCGGGGCCCUGACGCUGGCAAAGAAGUGGCUCGGCGAGUUGCCCACUCCGGAGGGGUCGCUGGUCAGGCGCUACACGGUGGAGCUGCACGGUGUGGCGAUAGAGGCACUGCUGCGGCUGAAUCGGCCAGAUGAGGCGGCGAAAGAGGUGAAGCGCAUGGAGCAGGUGGACAGCGAGGCGAUCGUGACCAUACUGUACAGCGGCAUUGUUUCCCUCCAUCAGGCUGCGUCUGACGUGCACGCGGCCAACUAUGACGCGGCCGUAUCCGCCUUCAAGGAGGUGCAGCUGCGGUGUGGCCAGAGCAUCAUGGUGUCGAACUUGAUGGCCCUCGCGCACAUGGGUCUCAAGGACUACGACGCGGCGGAGCGCUCGCUGCUCGACGCGCUAGCCGUCCGCUCCAACGAUGAGGCCACACUGGUGAACCUCGCCGCCGUCAGUGCCCACAAGGCGAAGUCCCUCGACGACGCUGAGCGCUACAUCCAGCAGGCGGUCUCGAUGCAUGGUACGUGGGGUGACGCCUACCAUGCCAAGGAGCGGAACCUCGACCAAGAUAUUAGCGCUUUCAUGGUGGAAGUGUAG
This is a messenger RNA of Leishmania mexicana MHOM/GT/2001/U1103, 972 nucleotides long. RefSeq names its product putative coatomer epsilon subunit. The transcript has a single exon. Gene Ontology annotation, biological process: retrograde vesicle-mediated transport, Golgi to endoplasmic reticulum; endoplasmic reticulum to Golgi vesicle-mediated transport; intra-Golgi vesicle-mediated transport. Gene Ontology annotation, molecular function: structural molecule activity; protein binding. NCBI's taxonomy places the organism in Eukaryota, Euglenozoa, Kinetoplastea, Trypanosomatida, Trypanosomatidae. Gene Ontology annotation, cellular component: COPI vesicle coat. The record is from RefSeq and is a predicted model, not a curated record. Bases 1 to 972 code for a protein of 323 amino acids.